AUGGGCCGCAUAGAAGCUCUUACCCGCGCGCUUAAUAGCCUUCGGAAGGUGAGUGUUUGCAGGUUCUGCCCCGAGUGCGAGCGCGGCAGGCCAGUCAUGACCAUCUUAGCAAUUGCACAGGUUGGCAUACGCACGCGGACGGAGUCGGAGGAUGGUGACGGUUUCGGAAGAUGGGCUGGGCAGGGGGCGGCUGACAAGCAGAUUGGGACCUCCAAAGCGACGGUUUACGCAAGCCUGGCCGGCAGGAACCGAGCAUCUGAUGUUUGGCGCCAAAAAUCCCAGUACGAUGACGAGUAUCAGCGGUUCCUGGCGACGACGUGCGAGACCUCUCAGCAGGAAAGCGGAAAAAGGGACAUCGAUGAGGCGACCAGCGAGCGCCUCCAGGAUCAAAGGAGCCAGGAAGUUUAUUCACAACAACAGCAACUGCAGCAGCUGCAACAGCAACUGCAACAACAACAACAACAAAAGCGAAAGAUGCUAAAGCUUCCUUCAAAGCAGAAGUCUCAGUCGCACAUCGACACGGACAUAGCACACAGUAAGCGCUGGGCCCGUCACAGUAGCGUGACUUUGUACGCGAUGGACACGUGCGAUCCAACUCGUACGACAACGCCCCGCCAAAUCGCUACCCCUGGAGCCCAGGAAAGUGGCAGUACUCGCGCCGGCGGCCUCAUCGUCUGCGACUCGUCUCUGUGUCCAUCGUCCUUCCCGUACACACCAGAGUACGGUAACAGUACGGCUCGCCUGAGCCCGACAGUCAGCGGCAGUGGUUGCGCCACGCCUCGACAGGCGCUGCCGUCGCCCAUUGUCGGUCACGUGACCCGCACGAGGAGUUCCAUAGAUAACGCGGCGGCCUUCGCCUGGAUUGCCGGCUCGGCUGGCUCCGCCGCCACGGCAGCAUCCGCGGCCGCGGCCGCUCAACCCGCAGCCGCACCCCCUAGCGGGACAGCCUUCGGAGGCGGCCAUCCGCCAUCGCCGUCGGUGCUUUGCCGGAGCAGUACAAACGCCGUAGCAUCUGACUUUGUUGGCGGGGCCAGCACUAGCAGCGCCGGCGGGGCCAGUUGGAGUAACAGCAGUGGCGGCGGCGGCGGCAUCUCGGCCGCCACAGGUGGCGGCGGCUUCCUCCGCCGGCAGGGUUCGAUAUUGAAUACCGCCGACGCCGCCGUCGCCCUUGGCGCCACCGUAGCGGCUACUGCCACGCCUGUCUGCGGGGCGUGCAACAGCAGCAGUAGCAGCAGCGUGGGACCUGGCGGCGCCGUGUCAGGCUCGGUAUCUGUCGUACGUUUGCCGUCCCUCCGUCAGGUGUCAGUGCCGUUGGGGCCGACGCCACAACCGCAGCAGCAGCAGCAGCAGCCGCAGCAACAGCCCGUGGUCGGUUAUGGGUUUGGGAGGGUGCUCCGUCCUGCCACCUGCGGCGUCAGCAGCACGACAAUCGAUGGCGCACGGCAGCAGCACCAGCCGCAGCCCCCCCCGACUCCACCGCCGACACAGCACGUGGCGCAGUUAGCAUCGCAGCAGCAGUCUGCGCUGCAGCAGACACAGCAGCAGACGCAUUCCCAAAAAGCCGGGGGGGGCUCGGAGCAGCCACAACCGCGCCACCAGGCCGCCGCCGCCGCCGCCGCCGCCGGAGGCGACUCUCCCGACAUUCAUCGCCACUGCAGGGAGCAGCAAGCAGCCGCCGCCGCCGCCGCACAUCCCGCCGCCGGGGCACCACCGCCCAGUGGCCGCCGCAGCGGAAGUACGACAGGGCUGCCAUCAUGUACAACUAGCCCAGCGCUGCUGUACAGCAUGGCGGCGCCAGCUGCACCGCCGUCGGCCCCGACAGCGCAACAGGGAUUGCUCCCCCGAGGCUUCUCCGCGCAGUCGCUGAUGGCCAUGUUUGACGCGGGAGAUCUGUCGUACUGUAACCCGGAUUGCGACGACGAAAUGGCGCAGAUCCUGGACGAGCUCGUACAGUCUAACCGUGUACGGAGCGGCAGUGGCGGCAGCUUUACGCGGGGUACUGGUGCUGUCGGCCGACCGCCGUCAUCAGCUGGCCUGUCGUACCUUGGACCGGCAGCAGCAGCAGCGGGUGGCGGAGGUGGAGGCGGUGGCGGCAGAGGUGGCGGCGUGCCCCCGGCGGCCCCAUACGGUCCGCGCGACGUACUGGGCCCUAUGGCCGCAUCCAGUGGUAAAUCCGUCCUGGUCGGCAGCGUAGCGGAGCCCUCCACGAGCCCGAGCGUUACGGAGGCCGGCUCGCUACCGGUUAUCCUGGCGAGUUCCGGAGGGGCCGGCGGCGGCGCAUGCAGCGGCCGACGUGGCAGUGCCGUCGCCGCGUCGGGUAGCUAUCCCGGCGGCGGAGGUGGCGUCAGCAACCGUGGCUCAGAUUCCUUGCUGCCGAGGCUGCCUGGGUCCGGCGCGAUGUACGGCAGCGGCAGUGCCGUCGGUGGCGCUGGCGGACAUCCGGGGUUGCACAGCGGUCUUUCAGCAUCUACCUCCGCCGCCGCCGCCGUCGUCGCCGCCGCCGCCACCGCUCCAGCAAGCGGCAUGUCAUCACCAUGUGCGAGCCCCCGCAGCUUCCGUCGUUCGUCGAAUACGUCGUACGGCAUUGGCGGCGGCGUGGGGUGCUGUGGUAGCGUUGGAGGUGGAGGCAGCUUACUUGGGGAUUUGGAUACGCGGGCGGUCUUGGAAACGACGGACGAGGCCGCCGUCGCCGUCGCCGCCAGCUGCACCCCCAGGUACCCCGGGCCCGGGUCCUUCCGUCGGAGCAGUCAACUGCUGCUGCAGGCCGCCGGGCGCCGGACGUCAUCGGGGCUGUCCACUAACACGCUGCCGCCGCCACAACCGCCACAACUGCCACAACCGCCAACGGCGGCAACGUCAACCGCGGCGGCGGCAGCGGCGACGACGAGGGGGGAACAAACAAGGGACGCGUCGUACACUGUACGGAGUGCCAAUGCACUAUGA
Volvox carteri f. nagariensis is the source of this 2943-nucleotide messenger RNA. RefSeq lists its product as uncharacterized. NCBI's taxonomy places the organism in Eukaryota, Viridiplantae, Chlorophyta, Chlorophyceae, Chlamydomonadales, Volvocaceae. The record is from RefSeq and is a predicted model, not a curated record. The transcript is spliced from 5 exons. The coding region runs from base 1 to 2943 and encodes 980 amino acids.